AUGUCUGCUUCUGACGAUUUCUUGUUCUCGGCGACAGGUCUGUCUGCUACCGACAUGACGGCUACCUCUAUGGACCUUUUUGAUAAGGAUCAUCUCUUGUCAAGCUUUCUUCAGGACCAUACAACGACGUCUGCUGCUACCGGAGCUGAACUCAUGACGAUGAAUGGCUUCCCUCCUUCUCCUGCUUCUUCUGUGGAGGACGAGUCCAACAGUACAAGUCCAAUCACUACUUCGGCAAGCCCAGUCUCUAUGGAGAAUGGUAGUAGUAAUAGUAACACCAUCCACCCUUCCGACUUGCAACAUCUUCCAUUGGCUGUACUUCAAUCUUUGGCUGCCCUGUAUCAACAACAACAGCAGCAGCAGCAGCAACAACAAGAACAGCCAACUUUGGAGACCACGUUUGAUCAAUUUGUCAAGUUUGAAGAGGAUGCUGCCCUGACUCAACAACAACAACAGCAGCAGCAAGUGGACAUGUUACUCACACCUUCUUUGACACCUCCUGUCGCUCCUGUCGACAAUCCCAUGGUGAAUGCUGUCACCAGCCCCGCUAUGAUCAGUCAAAAUGCUGCCGCUGCUGCUGCUGCCUUGGCGGCAGUGGCUCAAAUGAGCAAUGCCAAUGUUGCCUCUUUUAUCUCUCCUCCUGCUUUCAAUAACAACCACCCAACCUCGUCUCCUACGGCUCCUGCUACAACCACUACAACGACGACCACGAACAAGCAACCAAAGCAACAGAAACCACCUCGUCAAUUGGAAUGCUUCAACUGUCAUGUUACAAAGACUCCUCUUUGGCGUCGUACACCGGAUCGUGCUCAUUCUUUAUGCAACGCUUGUGGUCUUUAUUAUAAGCAAUACGGAACCCAUCGUCCACUCCAUGUUCGUCAAAAGCAACAACAGCAACAACAACAUGUUCAACAGCAUAUUCAACAAGCACAACAGGAAAUUCAGCAACAGCUUCAACAAGCGCAAUCACUUGCCCAUGUGAAUGCGGUUAUUGAAGAAGCCGGAAAGCCCACAUCACCAAAGAAACGUCCUCAAGAGGUUGAGGAAAAGGGAGAGAACCAUGGUAGCUUUGAGGAUAACAGCGUUCAUGGCAGUCCAAGCAAAAAGUUGAAAGUAUCCACUGCUCUUUCUCCUUCUGCCACCACUACGGAAACGUCUCCUGUCUUGUUCCCUGCUACACCUUCCUCUACCCCUCAACAGCAACCACUGCUACAACAGCCAUCUCAGCCAACCACCCAACCUGCACAACCCAGCAAAGAAUGGGCAGAGAUUGAUGAUACACGCUUCAGAAAUCUCUUGAGUCGUAUGACCACUCAACAAAUGCAUGGUUUCUUGGGUAUGCUUGAAAGACGUUGUGCUAUUUUACGCUCUAUCCUUAUUCCUCCCACUUCUGCCAUCACUACCUCAUCAUCAUCACCGUUAUCAUCACCAUCAUCACCGCAACAACAACAACAAGAUUAA
Mycotypha africana is the source of this 1461-nucleotide messenger RNA. RefSeq lists its product as uncharacterized. Bases 1 to 1461 code for a protein of 486 amino acids. Gene Ontology annotation, molecular function: RNA polymerase II cis-regulatory region sequence-specific DNA binding; DNA-binding transcription factor activity, RNA polymerase II-specific; zinc ion binding. The transcript has a single exon. Gene Ontology annotation, biological process: positive regulation of transcription by RNA polymerase II; negative regulation of transcription by RNA polymerase II. The record is from RefSeq and is a predicted model, not a curated record. Lineage: Eukaryota; Fungi; Mucoromycota; Mucoromycetes; Mucorales; Mycotyphaceae.